This is a messenger RNA of Ooceraea biroi (clonal raider ant), 2555 nucleotides long. RefSeq names its product alpha-Mannosidase class I b (gene alpha-Man-Ib). Gene Ontology annotation, cellular component: membrane; endoplasmic reticulum. Gene Ontology annotation, biological process: carbohydrate metabolic process; mannose trimming involved in glycoprotein ERAD pathway. Lineage: Eukaryota; Metazoa; Arthropoda; Insecta; Hymenoptera; Formicidae. Gene Ontology annotation, molecular function: mannosyl-oligosaccharide 1,2-alpha-mannosidase activity; calcium ion binding. The record is from RefSeq and is a predicted model, not a curated record.
AAUAAUAAAUGAAUCGGAUAAACAUGUAAAAUCCGAGAACGUACGCUCGCGAAAAUUGUAUAAAUGAGGACCUCCGCAUGUUGGACUGAUUCGUCGCAGUGUCGUAUUCUGAGUGUUCUGGCGGCACGACGAGCUUCCGCACGUGCCAGAACAAGUUAACCUACAUGUGGAAAUAUGUUCUCGCCGAGAGGCUCGGGUAAAUCGGAUUACAUUAGUUUAAAUAUUCACGAUAGCGCGUCGUUUGCACGCGGCACUUCGCGCAGUCUAUGGAGGCAAUGGAAUCAGUUGUCCAGGUUCCAGAGGAACAUCCUGUACUUCGCAAUUGUCACGCUCUUACUUGUAAUAUUUUAUCUGCUGUCUAGCGAAGCCAAAGCCGAUCCCUCUGACAAUGAGGUAGACUAUAGCAAUGUUGAAGUUGUACAAGAAACUGCCAAGUACGAGAAGGCAGUCGAUGAGGUUGUUGUGGACAAUGAUGAACAGGCUGUUGCACCUGGGGAAGUAAUUGAGGAACCUGAGUUUCAGCCAGAGAUUAAUCAAGUUGACGAUGAUCAGAUCGGCGAACCACCGCAGCCAAGGCCGAACAUCCUCAAAUUCAAUGGACCACAAAAUAACAGGCAAGAGGCUGUCGUAGCUGCAUUUAAACAUUCAUGGGAUGGAUAUAAAAAAUAUGCCUGGGGUCAUGAUAAUGUUAAACCAAUAUCAAGGAGAUAUCACGAGUGGUUUGGUUUAGGACUUACUAUAGUCGAUUCCUUAGAUACUAUGUAUAUAAUGGGUUUAAAUGAUGAAUUUGCAAGAGCGAGAAAAUGGGUGGAAGAUAAUUUAGUGUUUACAAUGAAUAGAGAUGUUAAUUUAUUUGAAGUUACAAUUAGGGUAUUAGGCGGUUUACUAGCAGCAUAUCAUCUCUCUGGUGAUAUACUUUUUUUAAAUAAGGCUACGGAUUUGGGUGACCGCAUGAUGCCAGCGUUUUCUACCAGAUCGGGUGUUCCAUAUUCCGACGUGAAUCUUGGUACCAGAAGUGCGCAUAGUCCUAAAUGGGGUCCUGACAGUAGCACGAGCGAAGUUACUUCGAUUCAAUUGGAAUUUCGCGAUCUCAGUCGUAGCACGGGUCAACCCAAGUUCGAGGCUGCGGCCGCGAAAGUUUCUGAUCAUGUACAUAAGUUAGAGAAAUAUGAUGGUUUGGUCCCUAUCUUUAUUAACGCUAAUACGGGACAGUUUCGAGAAUAUGCAACGAUUACGUUAGGUGCUCGCGGCGAUAGCUAUUAUGAAUACUUAUUAAAGCAGUGGUUGCAAACGGGGAAGACCAUCGACUACCUACGAGACGAUUACUUGUUAGGCAUUGCAGGAACGCAAAAGCAUCUCGUUAAAUACACAGCGGUCAAUAAAUAUUUGUUCAUCGCUGAAUUGAUCGGCGCCAACAAAGAAAUAAGACCAAAAAUGGACCAUCUCACGUGUUACUUGGGAGGUACUUUAGCGUUAGGCGCGCAUCAUGGACUACUGUCAGAUCAUAACGCUCUUGCCGAAGAAAUAGUUAACACUUGUUAUCAAACGUACGCGAUUCAACCAACGUUCCUCGCACCUGAGAUCACUUAUUUUAAUAUACAAAAAAUCGAGGGUGAUAAUCAAAUGGACAUGUACGUAAAGACGAACGAUGCACAUAACUUACUGAGGCCCGAGUUUAUUGAGAGCCUAUUUUAUAUGUGGUACUUCACGGGGAAUAAAACUUACCAAGAUUGGGGUUGGCAAAUAUUUCAGGCUUUCGAAAACUAUACCAAAGUUGAGGAUGGCUACACGAGUAUCGGUAACGUCCGGAAUGUCCACCAAACCCGACAGCAGGAUAUGACGGAGAGCUUUUGGUUUGCCGAAACUUUAAAGUAUCUGUACUUGUUAUUUGACGACACUAGACAAUUGAUAGACUUGGAUAGGUGGGUAUUCAAUUCGGAGGGUCAUGUCUUACCCAUAUACGAAUCGUAACGCAGUAGGACGUAGAGCCAUGUGAGUUUUAGAUUUAAUGACGUGCACUUAUUUGAUAAAAUUGUUUAAAUACUCUAUUGCUGAUGUUACGUUUUUCUACGAUGUCCCGUCAAACUUGAUGAGCUCCCGCGACAUAAUGUGUCUCCUCAUUUAAUCGUGAAAAUUCCUUUUGCAAGAAAUUAGUCAUUUGAGGAGGUUACUAACGAUAGACAUCUAUCUAGAGUGUGUAACGCGCGCUGUGUAUCACGAAAUAAAGAUACUAAAUAAUAGCGAAAAUAAAACAGAUUACGGAUGAUUUACAACCGUGGUGAGCGAUAAUCUUUGAAAUUUUCCUCAAUACUCGAUGUACGAGCACACGCUGCACUGCAAAGUUGUUUUCAAUCACAUCAAAAGAAAUAAAAAGUGUAGAAUACUGUAAAUACCGACUCUUCUGUUUAAUUUAACACUACUAGUGAAAAGCAGUUUCAAAUAAUAAGCAAAUGUGUAUCAUUUAGCUAUGCCUACCAAAUGCCUAAAACUAACAAAAUCAAUAAUAAACGCGUUAUUAGUGUGUUAGAUUCUCAAUAGCAAUAUUCCCAAAAAAA